GUUUAGGUGCCAGAUGUAACAGUAAAUACCUCAGCAACCCUUCCAAGGACAGUCAGAAGGAGCAGGGGACUGGGAGGGAGAGAGUCAGUAACUGUGUGCAAAGAAAAGGUUGUUUCAGAAAAGGACACUGCAGCUGGAGAGUUUACAAAAGAAACAAGUGGUUAUCAAAGUGAGAUUUAGAAGCUACAUUUUUGAAUAUUGUUUCCAGUGAAGUUUACGAAAAGAGCCACCAUGAAGUUCAAAUUACCAAACCCGGGACUGGAUGAUAGAAUCCCUUCGCACGCUGACCUGGAGAGGAUGGAGAAGGAAGAGGCUGGGGAUAGACCCCAGUGGGACAACAAAGCCCAGUAUCUGCUCACCUGUGUGGGCUUCUGUGUGGGACUCGGGAACGUCUGGAGGUUCCCAUACCUCUGUCAAAGUCACGGUGGAGGAGCGUUUAUGAUUCCAUUCCUCAUCCUUCUGGUUUUGGAGGGAAUCCCGCUGCUGCACUUAGAGUUUGCCAUCGGUCAGCGGCUGAGGAAGGGCAGCGUGGGCGUAUGGAGAUCCAUCAACCCUUACCUGGCAGGAGUUGGUAUUGCCUCCAUGCUUGUAUCGUUUUUGGUCGGGGUGUACUACAACACCAUUAUGGCCUGGAUCAUGUGGUAUCUCUUCAACUCCUUUCAGGAUCCUCUGCCCUGGAGCCAGUGUCCACUCAAUGCUAACAAGACAGGAUAUGUGGAGGAGUGCUCACGAAGCACCACUACUGACUACUUCUGGUACAGAGAAACUCUGAACACUUCAACAGCUAUUGAUGAGUCUGGAGGUCUGCAGUGGUGGAUAGUUUUGGCUCUCAUAGCUGCGUGGACUGUGCUCUAUGUUUGCUGCAUCAGGGGCAUUGAGACUACUGGCAAGGCUGUGUACAUCACCUCCACUCUGCCAUAUCUCGUCCUCACCAUCUUUCUGAUCAGGGGACUGACCCUAAAAGGCUCUACCGAUGGAAUUAAGUACCUCUUCACGCCUAAUGUAGAUGAGUUAAUGAACCCUGCAACAUGGCUGGAUGCAGGAGCCCAGGUAUUCUACUCCUUUUCCCUGGCUUUUGGUGGUCUCAUCUCUUUCUCCAGUUACAACUCGGUGCACAACAACUGUGAAAUGGAUGCUGUUCUCAUCUCCAUCAUCAACGGCUGCACCUCCGUGUACUCAGCAACGGUCAUCUACUCCAUCAUUGGCUUCAGGGCCACACAGAAAUUCGACGACUGCACGGGACAGAAUAUCUUGAAGCUCAUGAAUGCCUUUAACUACCCUGAGAACAACAUCACAGAAAAUAACUACGACACAGUUCUGACUCAUCUAAAUAAUACAAACCCUGAUAUCAUCCAAGGAUUAAACUUACAGACCUGCGAUAUGCAGAAAUUCCUCAGUCAGGGUGUGGAAGGAACAGGACUGGCCUUCAUCGUGUUCACAGAAGCUAUCAUAAAGAUGCCAGUUUCUCCUCUUUGGGCCGUUCUUUUCUUCGUCAUGCUCUUCUGUCUUGGCCUCUCAACAAUGUUUGGAAGCAUUGAGGGCGUUAUAGCUCCUCUGCUGGACCUUAAACUGCUACCCAGAACUUGGCCCAAAGAAGUCAUCAGUGGUCUCACAUGCCUGGUAUCUUUGGCUCUUGGACUUAUAUUUGCCCUUCAAUCUGGGAACUACUGGUUGGCUCUGUUUGACAACUUUGCAGGCUCCAUUCCCCUUCUGGUUAUUGGAUUUUUUGAAAUGAUUGCAGUUGUCUACAUCUAUGGCAUGGAUAGGUUUAACAAGGACAUGGAGUUCAUGAUUGGCCAUAAACCCAACAUCUUCUGGCAAGCAACGUGGAGAGUGAUUAGCCCCGUCAUCAUGAUUUUCAUUCUGAUUUUUUACUUUGUUACACAAGUCACCAAGAAAUUCACCUAUUUGGUCUGGGAUGAGGAAGCGGAGAACUUUCCUACCCUUGCUGAGCGCCCAUACCCGUCAUGGAUCUCUGCCGUCAUCUUUAUCCUGGCUGGAAUUCCCAGUUUAGCUAUUCCCAUCUUUGCCCUUUAUAAGCUUAUACAGAGAAAAUGCUGCAAAAAGAAGGGUUACAACGAUGACAGCGUGGACACAAUAUCUGCCAAAAUUCAAAUGAGUGACAAAAUGAAGUUUUAGUUAAAUGUUCUUAUUUUGGAUGUUUAAUAUCAAUGAACUUUUAAAUUAUGUUUGACUUGGUGCUUUGUAAUGAUGCAUCAAUAUGCUGAUGACUGACUGUUAUUUUUGAAAGGCAAAGUUAAAGAUCUAUACAUACUCCACAAGAACAGAAAUUUUUUUUUCUCCCUUCCAGGGCAUCAAGAUAAAAAGAACAAAGUUCUUUUAGGAUGUGACACUUCGUACUUUAACAGAACUUUUGUACAAAACUAUCUUAAAAUUUCUUUGACACCACCCAUGAAAAAAGAACUACAAAAACAGGGCUGCAAGAUCACA
Cyprinodon tularosa is the source of this 2451-nucleotide messenger RNA. RefSeq names its product sodium-dependent neutral amino acid transporter B(0)AT1-like. The record is from RefSeq and is a predicted model, not a curated record. Gene Ontology annotation, biological process: sodium ion transmembrane transport. The transcript is spliced from 12 exons. The coding region runs from base 232 to 2139 and encodes 635 amino acids. NCBI's taxonomy places the organism in Eukaryota, Metazoa, Chordata, Actinopteri, Cyprinodontiformes, Cyprinodontidae. Gene Ontology annotation, cellular component: membrane.